Molecule: messenger RNA, 748 nt
Organism: Ooceraea biroi (clonal raider ant)
Lineage: Eukaryota; Metazoa; Arthropoda; Insecta; Hymenoptera; Formicidae
Source: RefSeq, a predicted model, not a curated record
CAGAAUCCAUUAUACAUCUCUAAAUUACUGUCCCCCCUUUUUAUAUACGAAAACUUGAAGAUUAAUUUCGUACAAUAAUGUAUAGUUGAUGGUAUAGAUAUAGAUAUAAUGUCAAGAUGAAAAAUAAGAUGCUACCGAAAAAAAGUUGCACGAAACAAGCAGCCUUUGCUAAACAGAUAUUAAAUUUAUCAAAUUCUUCCUUCAAGAAACAGGGUAUUCCUAGAAACGGCACGAGUAAACGAUUCUCGGUAGAUAAAGUUCAAAGUAUUGCAAGGCAAUCCAUCGAUACUGAAUCUUCCUUCAUUAUGAAAUACGAAAGCGGAGUAGACGGAAGUCAAAAUAAAAGUUUUGCUAUAUUAGACGAUAUUUGGACAUCAAAUACGACCAUGGAUCAUAAUAAUCGAUAUAAAUUUAAUGACGACAAUCAUGUUAAGACAAAAAUAAAUUCAAGAAAUAACCGAUUAAAAUUACACGCAUCGGAAAACAGAGUUGAUACAAGUAAAUUUCAUGAUGGAAAAUUCAGAAGAAAAGAAAAAUUAGAAAAACUUUCUUCAACAACCGUGAAAUCAUUCAAACAGAAUUUAUCUGAAAGAAUGGCAUCCAAUGAUACAAUUUAUUUGUAUGAAAAUCAGAUUUCCAAGUGCGUUAUUAAGUAAUUUAAAUAAAUUCAGCUAAAAGUAACGUGUAAAAUCCCACGUAUAAUACAGUUAUUAAUUUAAAUAACUCUUUUGCGAUUAACAAAUAUUGU